AUGAUAAUAUCAGCGUUGCCCAAAUCCUCAGAUCAUGCUAGCAUCAAAUUAGUGGUCGAAAAUUCCGCGAAACUUGCUGAAAAAUCUGAAGAGUGUGGUAAAGUUGUCCAAAAUUGUCCUGGUGGCAAGAAUUCCUUUGAAGAUAUUCUAUUUCAAAAAUUAGCACGAACAUAUCCAAUUUAUCAAUUUGUUGCCAGCAAUUAUUUUAUCGAAUGUGCUAUCAAUUUCUUGGAAGAUAUAAAAAAUUAUAAGCAAUUCAUUCCAAAUUGCAAAAAUCAAUUAUUUUUGAUGAUGAACUUUCGGGAUAUGAAAAAAUGUGAAAAUGACAGAAAUGAUUUGGAGAAAUGCUACGAGGCAGUUUUUGGAAAAUAUUGCACUUUGGAUCAUGCUAGAGAGUUGGUGAAUAUUGUUAUGAAAACAAUGAAUGAUCAAAAACAAUGCAAAAAUUAUAAUUGA
Caenorhabditis angaria is the source of this 456-nucleotide messenger RNA. The record is from the annotation of a GenBank genome assembly. Lineage: Eukaryota; Metazoa; Nematoda; Chromadorea; Rhabditida; Rhabditidae.